Seriola aureovittata is the source of this 1352-nucleotide messenger RNA. Its product is annotated as protachykinin. The record is from RefSeq and is a predicted model, not a curated record. Lineage: Eukaryota; Metazoa; Chordata; Actinopteri; Carangiformes; Carangidae. The transcript is spliced from 5 exons. The coding region runs from base 274 to 567 and encodes 97 amino acids. Gene Ontology annotation, biological process: tachykinin receptor signaling pathway.
CCCACAUCAUUCACUCCGGCUGUGCGUAAAAGUGCCGUGUGCGCAAAAAGAGCGUUAAUGGAUGGUCGAUGGAUGGUUAAUGGAUCCCCGUGGCGCAAUGGCGCAUCAUCAGAGAAGGCGCGCUGCUGUUGUCUCUUUCGGCAUUUAAAAUAAUCCAGCAGAGAGGUGCAGACUACCUGCACGCACAUACUUCUUAUUAGCUGGAACCCAGACUGAAAGGAUUCAGCUUUUGUUAUUUUUAUGCAGAAGCCUUUGGGGUGAAAUAACGCACUGAUGGAGAUAGUUAAGCUUGUUCUGAUACUCGUGCUGCUUCUGACAAACGUUUUCUGUCAAAGAAUUGAAGUUGACAGUUGGACAGAAAGCGGCGAAGAGAACAAGUGGCCCAACUCUGGAGUAAUUCAAGACAUAUUAGUGAGAAUGAUCAGAAAACCAGGACCACGCCAAUAUCUCGGACUCAUGGGGAAGAAAGACUCUGCAAAAACGCAGACAGCUCGUAAACGGCACAAAUUUCAAACCUUUGUGGGUCUGAUGGGUAAAAGGAGUUUUGAGGAUCAAGGAGCCCUGUGAGCUGCACAGAGGACUGAAGUUUACUGAAGAAAACUACAUUUGUUUUGUUGUUUUGUUUCAUUUCAGAUCGACUACAAAAAAAUGUUUUAUUUUGUUGAGUCAUUCUGUCAUUGUCUCAUAAAAAUGUCACAUCUAACAGUGGAGUUUGGCGCCGUUGGCAAUGCUGAUGACACGUUUAGGCAACCAGUGACAUCUAGUGGGGAAAAUAAAGUGGGGAAAAAAACACUGGAAAUAUUAAAUGAUCACUAAAACUUAAUGUAACGGUAGUAAAAUAGUGUCAUGUAAAAUCACCAUCAUUUUAAACUAACUGUCUGCAUCAUUUCCCACAAUAAAACCAAUUCACUUCUCAAUAUCAUCACAGGUUUAUUAAGUGACUUUGUACAAUACAAAUGAAAAAUAAAAUUAAAAAUAUAGAGAUGGAGUACAUAGCCAAAGCAAAUUGCGGUGUUGACUCUUCAUUUCCCACUGACCCAUUUCCGCAGAGUGACUGAAAUAUUGUUUUCUUUUCCAACACGUCCAGGAUCACUGUUAUAUGUGAAAGUGUGGUUGUUUGUUUUUUUGAUUUCAAACAGUGGACGCUGCUGUCAAGUCUCUGAGAGUUUUCUAAACAUACAAAAGAAGUUAUUACUUCAGCUGGCUCGGUAUAUAUAAAAAUAAACUAAAGUGAAAUAUAACACUUAUGACAUUAUAAAUGGUGGUCCAAGGCUAGUGGAGAUAGCAAAACAUAGAGGAAAAAGAAAGCGUUACAUUUCAGAAAAAAAAGAAGCUUUAGCCAUAUUUUUUUU